This is a messenger RNA of Lycium ferocissimum, 4351 nucleotides long. RefSeq lists its product as uncharacterized. Bases 103 to 4002 code for a protein of 1299 amino acids. NCBI's taxonomy places the organism in Eukaryota, Viridiplantae, Streptophyta, Magnoliopsida, Solanales, Solanaceae. The record is from RefSeq and is a predicted model, not a curated record. The transcript is spliced from 19 exons.
CUUAAAAUCUUGGCAAAACCCUCCUGCUCCACCUCUUUCUGCAGCAUAGUCCUCUGUUCUCUUCCUCCUCGGACGAAAUCAAAAAGGAGGGUCCCUCACACUAUGGAAGGCAUUGAAAUGGAACACCCUUCACCUGAAAACACCUCAGAUGACUUCUGCAACACCGUAUUAUUGCAAUUUAGCGAAUCGAAUAACGAGCACCACGUCCACAUUUGCACCGCCAUUGGUACAAUAUCACAAGAGUUAAGAGACCAGAACUUCCCUCUUACACCAAUUGCGUAUUUCGGACCGACUUGCUUGUCGCUCCAACGAUUAUAUACUGCGGUGGGCCCUGAAGGACCCCCGUCACAUCUUAUUGAUGCACUUUCCGCGAUUUUGUCACUCAUUGUUCCGAGAAUAAAGAAAGGAAUUUUGAUGAAUAAAUAUGGGUUUUUGUCAGAUAUUAUGAUUCAACUUCUUGGAUUGAAGAAUAUUGGUGUUGAAGGGGUUGUUUCGUGCUUGAAGUGUGUAAUGCAUUUGUUAAUUGUGGGGGAUAAAGGGAACUGGUCUGGUGUUGCUCAACUCUAUGGUGUGUUUAUUGGGUAUAUAAUGGAUGAUCGACAAAAGGUGAGAAAGAUGUCACAUAAUUGUCUUCGCGAUGUCCUGCAAAACUUUCAGUCAUCACCUAUGCUUGCUCCUCUAUUGGCACCUGCAAGUGAAGCCAUCACAAACCUCUUUGAAAGGUCCCUUCUACUUGCAGGAGGAACAACUGGAAAUGCCUCUGAAAGACCCAAAGGAGCACAAGAAGUCUUACACGUGCUGGAUGCUCUGAAACUUUGUCUUCCUUUUAUGUCUUCAAAGUACUUGAAUAGCACUUUGAAGUAUUUCAAAUCCUUAUUGGAAUUGCGUCAGCCACUUGUUAAUAGGCGCAUUACAGAUGGUUUGAAUGCUCUUUGUAUCCAUCCAACCGCAGAAAUAUCCCCAGAAGUGCUUCUGGACCUCUUGGGUUCAUUAGCUGCUUUGGUUUCUGCAAAUGAGUCAUCUGGUGAUACUUUGACAUUCACAGCUCGCUUGCUUGGCAUUGGGAUGAGAAGGGUAUAUUCAAUUAACAGGCAAUUGUGUGUGGUUAAGCUUCCUGUGAUGUUCAACUCCCUUAGUGAUGUACUGGAUUCUGAACACGAGGAAGCUAUAAGGGCUACACUGGAGGCACUCAAGAGCUUAAUACAUGAAUGCAUUGAUGAAAAUUUGAUCAAACAGGGCGUGGAUAACAUAAUCGAUUCUAGUACUGAUAUGAGAAAAUCUGGACCAACUAUCAUUGAGAAAAUCUGUGCCACAAUUGAGAGCUUGCUUACCUAUCACUAUGCAGCAGUCUGGGACAUGUCAUUUCAAGUAGUGGUCGCCAUGUUUGAUAAGCUAGGUUGCUAUUCUUCUCACCUUCUAAAGGGAACACUUCAGAGUUUGGCUGAUAUGCAAAAGCUGCCAGAUGAAGACUUUCCGUACCGUAGACAGCUGCACGAAUGUGUUGGAUCAGCUGUUGGUGCAAUGGGACCUGAAUCUUUUCUAACUCUUGUUCCUCUUAAAUUGGACGCACAAGAUUUAUCAGAGUCCAAUAUCUGGCUUUUCCCAAUUUUAAAGCAAAACAUUGUUGGUGCACAUUUGAGUUUUUUUACCAACUCGAUUUUGUCGAUGGUUGGAGCUAUGAAGCAGAGGUCUGCAAUGCUUGACCGCAAGGGAAAGAUAUAUUCAGCGAGAACUAUUGAUGGAAUCGUGUACUCAUUGUGGUCAUUGUUACCUUCAUUUUGCAAUUACCCUGUGGACACUGCUGAAAGCUUCAAGGAUCUAGAGAAGGUUUUCUGUAAAGCUAUACAUGAAGAGCCUGAUGUUUGUGGGAUAAUAUGCUCCAGUUUGGAGAUCCUCAUUCAGCAGAACAAGAGCAUUUUAAAAGGGGAAGUGGAUUUGUCUGAUACUGGAAUAAGUGUUCCCAGAGAACGAGCCAUUGCACAUUACAACCAGCAAGUUGCAGAUGAUAACUUGAACGCGUUGAGCGUUUCUGCUCAUGAACUGCUGCCUGUUCUCCGUGAAGUCUUCUUGCAAUCCUCUAAUGAUACUUGUGGAUUUUUGCAGAGAACAAUUGGUGUAUUGGCCUCUAUUGCUGACAAAGUGGAAGUAAAAAGAAACCACCCAUCCAAAGGAAACAAAAGGGUAGUAAGAGGGCUAUUUACGAAAACCAUGCGGGAGCUUUUGAAGGUGACCCAAGAAGUUGGGGAGGCAGAGGAGGACAAAAAAUCCUAUUCAAUGCAGAUUGACGACUCAUCCAGUAAAAGUUCUUCUUCACAGAGGGCGCAGUUAUUUGAUCUGGCAGUUUCAUUCUUGCCUGGUUUAAAUGCUCAAGAAAUUGGUGUGCUGUUUGAUGCUUUAAAGAGUGCUUUAAAGGACGAGGAAGGCUUGAUCCAGAAGAAGGCAUAUAAAGUUCUCUCCAUGAUCCUUCAGGACCAUGAUGAAUUUAUUUCAAGUAUGCCCGAAGAGUUGCUUAAUUUGAUGAUUGAAGCACUACCUGCAUGUCAUUUUUCAGCCAAACGUUACAGACUUGACUGCCUAUACUUUUUAAUUGUCCAUGUUAUGAAGGAUGAAUCAGAACAAAGGAGGCGGGACAGUAUUACUUCUUUUAUGACUGAAAUUUUGCUUGCACUCAAAGAGGCUAACAAGAAAACAAGGAACCGAGCGUACGAGAUUCUUGUCAAGAUUGGCCAUGCUUACGCAGAUGAAGAAAGAAGUGGCAGAAAGGAGAACCUGCAGCAGCUUUUCAAUAUGAUUGCUGGGGGUCUUGCUGGGGAAACACCUCAUAUGAUCAGUGCAGCGGUUAAAGGCUUAGCUCGCCUGGCCUAUGAAUUUACAGAUCUUGUUUCUGCUGCUUACAGUGUCCUACCAUCAACAUUUCUUCUCCUUAAGAGAGGGAACAAAGAAAUAAUUAAGGCUAAUUUAGGGCUGUUGAAGGUACUGGUCACAAAGUCGCCGGCUGAGGGAUUGCAAGCACAUUUAAGGAGCAUGGUAGAGGCCCUUCUUGGUUGGCAAGAUAAUACCAAGAACCAUUUCAAAGCCAAGGUUAAGCUGCUUAUUGAAAUGCUUAUCAAGAAGUGUGGAUUGGAUGCUGUAAAAGAGGUGAUGCCUGAAGAGCACAUGAAACUCCUUACCAACAUAAGAAAGAUAAAGGAGCGAAGAGAUAGGAGCCUCGCCUCGAAUUCUGAAGAAAGCAGAUCUCGUAUGACAAAAGCAACAACAUCAAGGCUAAGCAGAUGGAAUCAUACAAAAAUCUUUUCCGAGUUUGAUGAUGGAGAAUCUGAGAAUAGUGAUGCAGAAUCUAUGGACACGAAAACUACUGCUGGUCGUAGGAGCAAGGCUACAUUAGUAUCAGAGUCCAAAGCAUCUUUAUUACGGUCCAAGAAAACACGGAAAGCAGCCAAGAGUUUGCAGGAAGAUCUGUUUGAUCAAUUAGAUGAUGAGCCGCUUGACUUACUUGACCAGAAGAAGACUAGGUCAGCUCUUAGAGCAUCUGGCAAUCUCAAGCGGAAGCCUGAGUCUGACGAUGAGGCAGAGAUAGACUCUGAAGGCCGUUUGAUUAUUCAUGAGGGAGAUAAGAAGCAAAAACGAGUCAAGCCACCUACUGAUGACUUGGAUGUAAGGAGCAAAGCAGGAAGUCGCUUUUCUGAGAGCUCAAAGAAAACUGUGAAACGGAGGAAAACAUCUGAUUCAGGAUGGGCCUACACCGGAACUGAGUAUGCUAGCAAGAAGGCGGGUGGUGAUGUGAAGAGGAAAGACAAACUUGAGCCCUAUGCCUACUGGCCUCUUGACCGCAAGAUGAUGAGCCGGAGGCCUGAACAUCGGGCAGCAGCACGAAAAGGUAUGGCAAGCAUUGUGAAGCUAACAAAGAAUCUUGAAGGUAAGAGUGCAUCAGCAGUGCUGUCCGCAAAGCGAGCUAAGACUAAAAAGAAAGCCAGCGCAAAAAAGGGUUACGGUGAAGUCUGAUUUGAUGGUGCCAAGCCAAAAUGGAGAGCUCGGUCCAGAGGCUCGCAAGUUUUUGUGCCAUAGUUUGCGCUUGGGGCUUCUAGAAAUCCUGUACUCUUUUGAUUUAACUCAUCCCAUGUAUGUCAAUUUUUGAAGUGAUUUGGUUUUUCGAUAGGAGAAUCAGGGAAAAGGGGUAGGAAAUCGAUUAUACGAAUUUGCAAAUGCAUUCGAUACAAGCUACUUGAGUUAGUCGGUCAUUGCUAAUAUUUUUGCAAAGUUGCAAUAUGCAAGUACAUAAAAGUAAUCCGAGUCAUUUGUAAUGUGCUAGUAAAUUUAUUGAAGGUAUUUGAUUUGCAUUUUGCAGUUUUUA